Messenger RNA from Volvox carteri f. nagariensis, 2118 nucleotides. RefSeq lists its product as uncharacterized. Gene Ontology annotation, cellular component: oligosaccharyltransferase complex; endoplasmic reticulum membrane. The transcript has 9 exons. Bases 6 to 1277 code for a protein of 423 amino acids. NCBI's taxonomy places the organism in Eukaryota, Viridiplantae, Chlorophyta, Chlorophyceae, Chlamydomonadales, Volvocaceae. The record is from RefSeq and is a predicted model, not a curated record.
UGAAAAUGGCAAGACAACUAUUCUUUGCCUUAGGGCUUUUGGCCAUCUUAGGUCUCGCCUCCGCUGGCAAGAGAGUUCUUGUGUUACUGCCAAAUGUGAACGAGGCAGAAAAGUACUCAAAAUUCUUUGGCUCUCUCCGAGACGCCGGAUUUGAUGUGACAUUCAAGGGCGUGCGAGACUCUAGCCUUAAGCUUAAGGAGUAUGGCACCUGGCUCUACGAUGAUCUGGUGCUUUUCGCUCCAAAGUCGGAAGGCUUCGGUGGCAGCGUCGACCAGCAGACCAUCUUGGACUUUGUCGACUCGGGGCACAAUGUCUUGCUUGCGGUGAACACGGACGUCUCAGAGGCCCUGCGUAACCUGGCAGCAGAGUUUGGCGUGGAUGUCGACGACCGGGGGUCAAAAGUCUUCGACCACUUCAAUCAUGCAACCCUGGAUGGUCAAGAGGAUCAUACCCUCAUCGCUGCCGGAGAUCUUGUGGAUGCUCCGGUGAUGGUUGGGGGCCCGUACAAGGAGCCUGUGCUCUUUCGCGGUGUUGCAUCCACCAUCCCUGGUGACUCCGAGCUGGCGACAGUGGUCCUCGGGGCGCCCAGCACGGCCUACAGCUUCGUGAAGUCUGGCGUGCAGGAGCCGCCGACGCUUAUGGUCGGCUCCGCAAUUUCGCUGGUUACCGCGGUGCAGGCACGCAACAAUGCUCGCAUGGUUGUGGCUGGAUCUCUGGACAUGUUCACAGACAAGUUCUUCGACGCCUUGGUGACCGUGAAUGGCGCCAGCUCCCACACCGCCAACUGGGCGUUCACGGUGACGCUGGCCCGCUGGGCCUUCCAGGACCGCGGUGUGCUGGUGGCUUCCAACUUGCGUCAUCACCUGCUGGGCUCAGACGAGCAGCCGUGGGGCUACAGGGUUAAUGACGACGUGGAGUUCUUGGUGGACGUCGUGGAGGUGGAGGGAGGCGUGUCCAAGCCAUAUGUGGCCGAUGACAUUCAGCUGGAGUUCAUUAUGCUCAAUCCUUACAUUCGGCAGCCGCUGCAGCAUGACGGCAAGGGAACCUUUUCUCUUCGCUUCAAGGUGCCUGAUGUUUACGGUGUUUUUAAGUACUUUGUUGACUACUCCCACCGAGGAUACUCGUAUAUCAAGUUGACACACCAGGUUCCAGUUCGUCCGUUCAAGCACAAUGAGUACGAGCGCUUCCUGACGUGCGCCUACCCUUACUACGCGUCCGCCAUCUCAGUGAUGCUGGCUUUCUUUGGCCUGGGCUUUUUCUUCCUUUACAACAAGUAGCGUGCAUUUGGGAAGGAGCAUUUCCCUUCGGCUGCUUGCUUUGCUUUGCCACGCUGUGUAAUCUCCGUGCCUUAAUCGGCCAGCCCAUGAUUGGUUCCUCGAGUUUAAUAGCGUUAAACCAGUGCACUGUGGCUGUAAUGAGGAAAGAUAGGUGGGCUACAUGCAUGUUAGUGCUGAGAGUGAAGCAGAGAGAUAGGCGGGACGGACAGCCAAGGUUUAAAAUUAUGACAGGAAUUGGGUUGACACGGUUUUUGGAUGUUCGUGAGAAGAAAAAUAAUGCUAUUGAAAUAAUAAGGCUUGCUAAUUCUCUCGUCCUCGCCCCUCUUAACACUCUCGUUCCACCUCUGAAUGUAACCUCCCAGAUUGUUCUCUAUUAGAGACCGCCAAAGCCAUUACGCGGGAACCCGCCCUCACGCCCCGCAACAACAUUCGGAAAGAUGUAUUCAUCCUCCCUCUUAUAAAAACCUAACCGGUUUGGUUGUUACUGAAUCAGCCAUUCAAAGCUAUACAUCGGAAAUACAGCGGAAAAGGCAUGCGCAUGACAAAUAUGACAUGACAGCUUAUCGAAGGACGCUGUCCGCACUGCACAAGGUAAGGAAUACAGUCUCCAUCGCGAAACUGCAUCCGCAACAACUUCACAAUGUGGGAAACAAUGUGGGAAACCCAUUGCCCUAAAAUCUUCUUCACCCUCAGCACUACACACCUCUCUUGCCCAACGACCGCGCGAAUCCGGCCGCGAAAACUCCACUCAACGUACUUCCAUAAAACUCCGAUACCACGUGUGCGAGUACGUGCACACGGGGCGCCCCCAGGGAAAGAGCAGAUAGACGUUACAGAUACA